Anoplopoma fimbria (sablefish) is the source of this 2584-nucleotide messenger RNA. It is a transcript of the gene rab13, whose product is annotated as RAB13, member RAS oncogene family. Lineage: Eukaryota; Metazoa; Chordata; Actinopteri; Perciformes; Anoplopomatidae. Gene Ontology annotation, cellular component: plasma membrane; endosome; synaptic vesicle. The transcript has 8 exons. The record is from RefSeq and is a predicted model, not a curated record. Gene Ontology annotation, molecular function: GTPase activity; GTP binding. The coding region runs from base 407 to 1009 and encodes 200 amino acids. Gene Ontology annotation, biological process: cellular response to insulin stimulus; Golgi vesicle fusion to target membrane; regulation of exocytosis.
CUGGGAUCUGGUUGGAUUCAGAAAAAAAAACCAAACACGUAGCCACCCCGGUACGUGUGUAAACGGAGUUAUAUUGACGUUUGGAUAAAAGCAAAAUGAUUGUUGAAUAGUUUUGGUGUUGAAGACUGAUCGGGUAAACUUUGCAUGGAGUGUAUUUCUUUAUGCAGAGCAGUCCAAACACAGCACAGAGGCACUGAGGGGGAUCGGAAUUUACCGGUGACAAGAGAGGGGAAAAAAAGGAAAACAGGAUCCACUCGUUACAUGGAGUUUUAAAAAGCCUCCUUCGUUUUAAUUACAAUAACAACCAAGAUUUUGAAGACUUGGAGUGGAUGAAAAGUUCUUCCAGAAAGAGACAAAACCCAACUUUCCCUCAUUCAGCUCUAACUUUGAAGAAGCAGUUCCGACCAUGGCGAAAAAGUAUGAUUUCCUUUACAAACUGUUGCUCAUCGGGGACAGCGGAGUGGGCAAAACAUGUUUGAUCAUUCGUUUUGCUGAGGACAAUUUCAACUCCACGUACAUUUCCACCAUCGGCAUCGACUUUAAAGUAAAGACCAUUGAAGUGGGUGGAAAGAAAGUGAAACUACAAGUCUGGGACACAGCAGGACAAGAGAGGUUCAAGACCAUCACAACAGCCUACUACAGAGGAGCCAUGGGCAUCAUCCUGGUGUACGACAUCACAGACGAGAAGUCCUUCGAGAACAUCCAGAACUGGAUGAAGAGCAUCCAACAAAAUGCAUCAGCUGGGGUCAGUCAAAUGUUACUAGGCAAUAAGUGUGACAUUGAAGCAAAGCGUAAAGUUUCCAGGGAGACGGGAGAGAAGUUGGCAAAAGAUCACGGCAUCAGGUUCUUUGAGACCAGUGCAAAGUCCAGCAUUAACGUGGAGGAGUCUUUUCUGUCUUUGGCAGGCGACAUACUACAGAAAUCCAGCAAGAAACCAGGUCCCUCAGGCCGAGAGGUGAAAAUCACAAGCAGUACAGAGAAAAAAUCCUCCAAAUGCAAUAUUCUCUAGAUAUGACGCCCGCCAGCACACGUAAGAAAGAGCCAUACAAAUUUAAGAGCUCAUCAGUAUUACUGGGGAGAAUUUCAGUACAGCAGGUUUUCUGUCUCCAUCUGGUGGGCUCACAUAUGAAACACAUACGGGUGCUAAAAAGUUGUUUCUACACCCAAACUACUUUGUUCCCAAAAAGUGUACUUUGCCAGAAAAAAAAGUAUUCCUCCUUUGAGCUCAAAUUUUAUUAAAGUGAUUGUGCCUGUAUUUCACAUUGAACAUAUAUUCUGCCACAUCUUAAGUGAUACUGUUAACUGUCAUGGCAUUGUUGCAAAGUCAGGGUCCUAACUGACUCCAAACAAAUAACCAACAAGGCAUUUCACUUAGAAGUUCCCACCAUGUUCAGUUAAGCUGUACAUUUUUAUUUCCGCGUUGUUUUUCUCUGCCUUAACACCACGUUUUCAUUCCUUCAACAUCACUGCUUACUGUUUUUAAGGACCUUUAGCUGUGUUUUUUAAAACUGUGUAGCUCUGUAAAAAACACAGCCUAAUGGAAGAAUUGAUUUCUUAUGUAUGAGCACAUACAGUGGUAGCUCUUAGGGGCUCAAUGGCAAAGGAAGAGUUCGAUGGGAAGUGUUUUGAUUCACAUACAGUGCACACAAUCUCAUGGAUUCUGUUUGAUGGUUGAAAUACUGGACAGAAUUUGUGAAUUGAUAACUUAAGUGGUAAAACAUCUUUGGUUAACAAGGCACUUUCACUUGUGUCAAUUCACCGUAAGCAAUUCAAUGAUUUGUAUAAUAUAACAUCAAAAGCACAGACGAGUUGACAUCCCAUUUUUUCAGUAAGAUAAGAAAGGGCAGAGAAGCAUUCUUUCUCCCCAUAUUUUAGUUGAUCAUAAAUAUAUUGCAGAGAUGUUUAAACAUUUAAAUUCACAUUUUCUUUAUAUUUUGCUUAUCCUUUGAGAAUUGCUGAAAUAUUUAAAUCAUGUACAGUAGGUUAAUCCAUUCUACAGAAUCUACAUUAAGGGAUGCCAUUUAACAUUAAGCCCUGAGUCUAGCAUGGGCAUUUUUAGGGGUUACAUCCUAUGAGAAGUUGAAAAAAGACGUUGAGGGAUGAAUGGAGUUGAAUCCGAAACAAACACUUGUGAUAAACAAGCUUUGUUUUAACAGAUGAAUGGAUUGAGAAUGUGGACGAUAGGAACAGAGAUAAGUGCAAUAUGAGAAGAUGAGUGGGGAGAUGAAAGAAUGAUGGAUAAAGCAAGUGAAUGGACAGGAUGUGAGGGAAGCAGCAGUGCUCACAUGACCCUCACUUUGAAUCGAUUUAGUGGGUCAUGCCUUUUAUCUGAAGUGCCUGGUUACUCUCUUACUUAGAACUACCACACAUUAUCUACAUCUGACAAGACAGUUCUCCGUUCAGAUCAUUUCAGAUCAUUCAAAGUGACACUGAUAAGAGGUGCUCAUCUGAUGCGGACAGACUUUCUGUAUUUCCUGUAUCUGCUUUUUAUGCAUUUCUCUCAAAUUCACUGUCUUUUUAGACAAGCCACAAUACUUUUUUUCUGUAGUUUACAGAACUGCCACUUGCUGAAUAAAAAUGCUAA